ACUGUUUGCAACGCCUCAACUGUUCCUUUCCGCCGUCACAUUCACAUUCUCCGCUUCGAAGCACAGCACCAUACUUGGCGCAUACAGAACAAGAAUUGCACCCAAGAGAUCCGAUCACAUCCGCCAACAUGCCUACAUACUGGCUAUCAGAUGGUCAAAAGGUCGGCGUCGCAUUCUGCACAGGCGGCGGCUUCUUCCUUCUCUUCGGCCUCAUCCUGCUGUUUGAUCGCGCCCUCCUCGCCAUGGGCGACAUCCUCUUCCUCAUCGGCAUAACGCUCCUCCUCGGUCCCCAACGAACCUUCGCCUUUUUCGCCCGAAGACAGAAAUGGAGGGGAACAGCAGCGUUUUGGACGGGGAUACUGUUGAUUUUGAUGAGAUGGCCUUUUGUUGGAUUUGGGGUGCAGUGUUAUGGAAUGUUCAUCCUCUUUGGAGAGUUCUUCAAAACGAUUGCCGGGUUCGCGUAUAAUGUACCUGUGGUGGGGCCAUACAUUGCCAAAGCGCUGAAUGUUGCGGGAGAUAAAGCUGGAGCGGAUGAGAGGAAACAUAAGGAUUUGCCAGUAUGAGGGGCUGGACGAACCUCGAUUGUGUCGGCGAGACUUUUGCAGGCAUCUGGACAGCGUCAUGAGAUGGGUGAACACGAGUGGAAAAGGAGCGGAAGAGAACAGAGGCGAGGCAUGAGACGCCAAAAGCGACGUGCGAUGAGUGCGAAAGAGUGAUAACGAAGAGAUGAGAGAUGA
Messenger RNA from Cercospora beticola, 737 nucleotides. RefSeq names its product Got1p (gene GOT1). Gene Ontology annotation, cellular component: Golgi membrane; Golgi cis cisterna; COPII-coated ER to Golgi transport vesicle. The record is from RefSeq and is a predicted model, not a curated record. Gene Ontology annotation, biological process: retrograde transport, endosome to Golgi; endoplasmic reticulum to Golgi vesicle-mediated transport. NCBI's taxonomy places the organism in Eukaryota, Fungi, Ascomycota, Dothideomycetes, Mycosphaerellales, Mycosphaerellaceae.